Messenger RNA from Anthonomus grandis grandis, 1703 nucleotides. RefSeq names its product cytochrome P450 4C1-like. The record is from RefSeq and is a predicted model, not a curated record. The coding region runs from base 129 to 1637 and encodes 502 amino acids. Gene Ontology annotation, molecular function: monooxygenase activity; oxidoreductase activity, acting on paired donors, with incorporation or reduction of molecular oxygen; heme binding. The transcript is spliced from 10 exons. Lineage: Eukaryota; Metazoa; Arthropoda; Insecta; Coleoptera; Curculionidae.
CUAAUUUCCUGAUAUUAUUAUUCAGGAACGUACAUUUUUAAUUAUCCCGCGAUUAUUAUAUUAGCAGCGGCAUUCACAAGUUUUUUACAGUUACAGUUUCGUGCACAGCCCUAAAGAAUUGGUCCAACAUGUUAAUUGCUUUAUCAACUGGACUUUUAAAAAUUUCCAUCUAUUUAAUUUUAUUUACGGUCCUUUAUAAUGUGUUUAUUAUCGUUUGGAAGUUUAGGCAGGUUAAGUUCGCUUGGAAGUCGAGUAUGUUUUUUUUGCCAUUGAUUCCUUUUGUUGGGACGGCAUACAUUGCUUGUUUCACUAAGACAAAACUAAGCAUGAUAGAUAUGGUAAUAUGGUGCGAGAAGCAUUUUAAAGGAUUGCCGGCCAAUUUUUGGUUUGGAUUGAAUUAUCACUAUGUAACCAAUAACGCGGAAGUUGCACGAGUGCUUUUGAAUCAUCCUAAAUGCCUUAAUAAGGCUCAAGUGUACGAUAGCGUGCAGUCGUGUUUAAGGAACUCUUUACCAACUAUUCCAGCUGAACAUUGGAAACCGAGACGUCGCCACCUGCGAGCAGCAUUUACAACGAACAUGAUUCGGUCCAUUUAUCCAACCUUUCAUGAACAAAGUUGCAUUUUAUUGGACAGAGUGAAAACGUUUAAGCCGGAGGACAGCCUGUACGACUUCUUUAAUAAAUACGUCUUUAAGAUUUUCUUUUUAUCUUCCUUUGGGAUAAGCGAUUCAAGUGAAAACCAUAAAAUAGAAGACAUUGCCGUUUCAUUUGACCAAAUCCAGGACGAGUUCGUCAAAUUAUUCGUCAAUCCAGUAAUUCCUGCUGAUAUUUGGAAAAAGUUACCGUUUGGAGCCAAGAUGAGGGAAUUGGAAGAUAUAAUAAGAGGAAAUCUAAUAGAGCACUUGCUAGAACAUAAAAAACAACGUAACCAAGACACCGUAUAUCUGGACGAUGAAAAAGAAACGACCUUAGUAGCCCUUUUACUUGAUGACGGUUAUAAAAAAGAAUCAGAUUCGGACUUAUAUAAUGAGUUACUUUUAUUUGCUUUCGCCGCCACUGAUACCACUGGACACACGUUGGCCUUUGCUUUUGCUAUGUUAGCAAUAUAUCCAGAAAUACAAAACAAAGCAUACGAAGAGAUUAUGUCAGUGAUAGGAGAUAGAAACGUUGAAUGGGCCGAUGUUCAAAACCUCAAGUACAUAGAUGCCAUACUGUGUGAAACUUUACGUUUGAUGCCAACAAUACCGUUAUUUGGACGAUAUUGUAGUGAGGACGUUGAAGUAGGUGAUAUGGUUAUACCCAAGGGAUCAAACGUAAUUUUAUGCGCAUUUAAAAUACAAAGAAACCCCGAAUAUUGGGAGGAUCCGCUUAAAUUCGACCCGAGCAGGUUUUUCCCCGAAAAUAUGUCAAAGAUCGUACCGGGAUCUUACCUGCCCUUUUCUAUAGGAGCCAGGAACUGUAUAGGUCAAACCAUGGCCAUGACCAUACUGAAAUUGACGAUAGCAAGUGUACUUCGGUCAUUUAGUAUGAGAUCGACACAUAAGUCAGUUGAAGAUCUUAGAUUUGAAUCGUGCCUUUCUAUGAAAACCAGUCAUCCUCUCUCUUGUGAGUUUAUUCCGAGGGCAAAGACCAAGUAAAAGACUAUUUUUUUUAAUGAACUGUACUGAAUGUCACGUGUUUAAUAAAAAUUGUGAUUAAAUAUA